AUGAAUCAGAUUGAGCCAACUUGUUGGCCUCCAGUGGCGAUGGUCCCAUUUUGGGCGUCAGUCUUAAUAUUUCUUGCACUUGCCGCCCGCUACCAGUUCCGGUGCGAGCGCGUAAAGUCACAGGCGUAUGUUUAUGCGUAUGUGGCUGGUAAGGUGUUCAACCGUAAGUAUGACUGUCGCCUCCACCUCACCGACCUCAGACAGUACGACGCGGAGCUAAACUGCGGCUCGUCUGCAGAACCGGCGGCCCUAAGCGCUGAGGAAAUAGAACUAGAAAAGCAGUUGAACGAAGAACGCUAUCGAGAUAUGGUGUCUGACCCUGCUGAAAGACUGUUAUUCCUAGAGGAAGAAAUGAAACGCUAUCAAGCCAGUCAUGGAAUUCGGGGUGUCGAAUUUGCGCUUGAUUACAGCUACGAAAGCCCCGCUGUACUCAUCAGAAAACCUCCUCUUUCUGACGAAGAGCCAUCUGAUGAUCGUGAUGAGCGGAAGUGCAUAAUUGCUCAGGAAUUGAAAGUCCCGGUUGGAGUGGAAACGGUACUCAUUGUUUACUGGUUUGAAUUUAUAGUAGUUAUAAAAAAUAACUAAAC
Messenger RNA from Soboliphyme baturini, 587 nucleotides. The record is from the annotation of a GenBank genome assembly. NCBI's taxonomy places the organism in Eukaryota, Metazoa, Nematoda, Enoplea, Dioctophymatida, Soboliphymatidae.